Molecule: messenger RNA, 3428 nt
Organism: Panthera uncia (snow leopard)
Lineage: Eukaryota; Metazoa; Chordata; Mammalia; Carnivora; Felidae
Gene: USP43
Product: ubiquitin specific peptidase 43
Exons: 14
Coding region: 1-2796 (931 amino acids)
Biological process (GO): protein deubiquitination
Molecular function (GO): cysteine-type deubiquitinase activity
Source: RefSeq, a predicted model, not a curated record
AUGUCUGUUAGUAGUUUUUCCGGGGGGUCGGGGGGUAGGAACAAGAAUGCUGUUUCCAAGUACGGCUCUCAGUUCCAAGGCAAUGCCCAGCACGACGCCCUGGAGUUCUUGCUCUGGCUUCUGGACCGUGUGCACGAGGACUUGGAAGUCUCCUCCCAAGGGCCCGGGUCCGAGAAGCCUCAGCCUGAAGCCAGCAGAACCCCCGAGCACCUCCUGUCCCCAUCGGCUCAGCUUCCCCUAGGCCAAAGCUUUGUGCAAAGCCACUUUCAAGCCCAGUAUAGAUCUUCCUUGACCUGUCCCCACUGCCUGAAACAGAGCAACACCUUCGAUCCUUUCCUGUGUGUGUCACUACCCAUCCCCUUGCGCCAGACGAGAUUCUUGAGCAUCACGUUGGUCUUCCCCUCGAAGAGCCAGCGGUUCCUGCGGGUUGGCCUGGCCGUGCCAAUCCUCAGCACAGUGGCAUCCCUGAGGAAGAUGGUCGCAGAGGAAGGCGGCGUCCCUGCGGAUGAGGUGAUCUUGGUUGAACUGUGUCCCAGUGGAUUCCAGCGGUCUUUCUUUGAUGAAGAGGACCUGAAUACCAUUGCAGAGGGAGAUAAUGUAUAUGCCUUCCACGCCCCUCCACCACCUGGCCAGGAGAUGCUCUCGGCUCACCCACCUGGUCUUUCCAUCUCCCCGCGCGUGGCAGCCCACGGGGGUCAAUGGUUACCCCCGCCUGUCCAGAGUGAGAACAAGGUGCUGAUCCUCCUCUGUAACUUGGCGGGGUCCGGACAGCAGGCCAGCAGGUUUGGGCCACCUUUCCUGAUACGGGAAGACAGAGCCAUUUCCUGGGUCCAGCUCCAACAAUGCAUUCUCAGUAAGGUCCGCUAUCUCAUGAAGAGUGAGGCCCCCCUGCAGAACCUGGGGUCUCUGUUCUCCAUCCGGGUGGUGGGGCUUUCUCUGGCCUGCAGCUACUUAUCCCCCCAGGACAGCCAUCCCCUCAGUCACUGGGCAGUUGACAGGGCUCUGCACCCCAGGAGGCCAGGAGGCCCCCCGCACGUCAAACUGGCCGUGGAGUGGGAUAGUGAUGCCAAGGGCCGCCUGUUCGGGAGCCCCCAGGAGGAGCGGGUCCAGGACGCGGAGAGCGUGUGGCGGCAGCAGGAGGCGCACCAGCAACCCAGCUGCACCCUGGACGAGUGCUUUCAGUUCUACACCAAGGAGGAGCAGCUGGCUCAGGACGAUGCGUGGAAGUGUCCACACUGCAAGGCCCUCCAGCAGGGCACGGUGAAGCUGAGUCUCUGGACCCUGCCUGACAUCCUCAUCAUCCACCUGAAAAGGUUCUGUCAGGUGGGCGAGAGGAGAAACAAGCUGUCCACGCUGGUGAAGUUUCCGCUCUCCGGCCUCAACAUGGCCCCCCACGUGGCCCAGAGAAACGCGGGCCCCAAGCCCGCGACAGGCCCCUGGCCUUCCUGGGAGCAGCCGGCCUGCCUGCCCGCCAGCUGCCCAUGGGACUUCCUGUACGACUUGUAUGCCGUCUGCAACCACCACGGCGGUCUGCAAGGUGGGCAUUACACAGGUGGGGCUGGGUCCAGCCUUCCCUCUCUGCGUCCCGCAGGUUCCACCAGCUCCUCCUUCUCCGAUCACUGGCUCCUUCGACUCGGGAGCAGUAACAGCAGUGCGAGGGGGAGCCUGCUGUCCUGGAGCUCCAGCCCCGGCCCCUCCCGGCCCCCGGCGUCUGACCCUCCCGUCUUCACCAACGGCCUCUCCGAUCAGGAAAAGGGAGAGCUGGAGUCCGGGCGUCUGGUACGGGGCGUACGAGGCCGAAGCAUCAGCAUGAAGGAGCCUACGCCUUCCAGAGCCAAGCAGGGAGCCUUCAAGACCUUGCCCCUCCGCUGGUCUUUCAGACCCAGGGAGAAACCGCCCGGUACAUCUGUCGAGUUGGUGGAGUACUUGGAGUCCAGGCGGAGGCCCCGAUCCACCAGCCAGUCCAUCGUGCCGCUGUUGACGGGCGCUGCCUGCGAGGACGGGAAGUCCGCUGAGGGUGAAGACGGUAGGCCAGCCGGUGAGACAGUGCUGGCCCGAGCGCCCUGCCCCUCAGGCCACCCCAGUCCCUGUGCAGCCCCCGGAACCUCAGAUGGCCUAAGUACAGCCGGGAAAGCCAAGGAAAACGCGAGUCAGGAUAUCGGGCUCCCCAGACGGUUUGACCUGCCCCUCACGGUGAUGCCCUCAGUGCCGAAUGAGAAACGAGCCCGGCCGGAGGGCCAGAAGACGGCGAACUGCAAGGGAAAUGGCCAGGCAGGAAGCCUCAGCCCAGCACCCUCCCCCACAGAGGCUCUGAGCAGCACGGAAUUAUCUAGAAACAGUGCACAGAGCCGCCAGAAUACCCGCAUCAGAAUGAGGGCUAAUGUGGACGGCAGGGAUGUCCCACAGGGGACCCUCACCCUUCUGAGGUCCGUGUUUUCCAAGAAGGAGAACAAAUCUGAGAGGCCAGAGGUGGCCCCCCAGGUGUCCCCAGUGUCCCUGGUGAGCGGCAGGCUGAGCCCGGCUGUGGAUGAGCACUCUCGGGGCUCCUCUCCUUCCCCCCGGAUUCAGGAGAGCCUGGCCAGAGCCCCCAUCACCCACUUGGAGAGGGAUGUAUGGUCGGCUCCCAGCUCUCUCCGCCUCCCUCGCAAAGCCGUCAGGUCCACGAGGGCCAGUGCCCUGGGCACGUCCCAGAGGACUGUCCCAGGGGAGCACACUCCUUUGGGCACCUUGCAAAAGGUGAAAUACCACACUCUUUCCUUGAGUCGGAAGAAAACGUUACCGGAGUCCAGCUUUUGAUGGCGUGUUCCAGCUUGGUGUGAAGCUGGCAUUCUCAUGACUGAGCAGCUUGUAAGAAGCUCGUGUGUGUGGAGAAUGGGCUUCCGGGAAGCCAGUUGUCUUGGGACCCCGGAAAAUAAGUUUAGUUUUGUUUUGUUUUUUUGUUUUGGUGUCCGCAUUCUGGAUUUCCAAGAUAGCAUGUCCAAAUACUGUCCUGAACCGUUCGGUGCUUUUAUCCGUGCAAGCCACCAGAGGGUGCUGUUGGGUCAGCCUUACUAUUUCAGGGCAAGACCUGAUUGGUUUCAAUAAUUCCAGGGCGUGAGUCCCUACAAGAGUGAUUUGGGUGUGGGCCAGCUCGACAGCCCAGUAGAGAAGAGUCUGCAACAUCGAGUCAAUUCUUGUCAUUGGCUUCUCGUUUUCAAACCUCUACGCGCUUCCUGAGAUGAAACGUUCAAGAUGCCGAAAACACGAUAAAGAAGGAUUCUACGGGAGGGAUGGAACAGAAAUGAUUGAGACUUUAGGAAGAUAUUUAAUAUAUAACAAAAUAAUUGUAGUAUUUUGAUACUAGGCAUAAAGGAAGUUCUUUAAAAAAAAUGUGUAAGUAUGAGACCUAUAUGCAAUUUUAAUAAAAGCCCAUCAGUGAACCAUGUGAA